GCUGGACGCGGCGGCCCGGGCGAUCCUCGAGAGGGCGCGGGCGCGGCCAGGCAGCCCGGCCCCGCCAGGGUCGCGGCCAGGCAGCCCAGCCCCGCCGCGCGGCGCGGCGCCGCAUGCGUCCGCCGCCGCUGCCGGCCAGCCCGCCGAGCCACCGGAGGUGGCGGCGGGCCACCUCGCGGACGCCAUCCCAGAGAUCCGGCGCGUGGCCCUCGGCCUCGACGACUGGUUCCACGCGUGGGGCCGGGACGGCCGCCGCGAAGAAGGGCGGCGCCCGCCGCAUCAGGGCGCGCAGGAGGCGCCCGAGGUUUUCAGCAGGCGGUCGCUGCAGGACGAGGAGAAGCUGUGCUGCGCCCGCCUCUCGGGCCUCAUCGCGCGGGAGCGGCACCGGCAGGAGCAGCAAGCCCGGCAGCAGGCCCAGCGCCUCGAGGAGCGGGAGCGGCUGGCGGGCGAGCUCGCCGCGCCCGCCCCCGCGCCGGGGCCCUGCCGGCGGUGCGAGGCGCGGCUGCGGGAGGUCGCGGAGCUCCUGGGCGCUCUCGCCGCGGUGUGCUCUGCGGUGCACGCUGCCGUGCGGCGGGGCGGCCCCGAGGGCGGGGUCGGCGAGCGGCCCGGCGGCAGCGGGGGCGAGCUGGGAGGCCGGGGCCACGAGCUGGAGGCGCUGGCGCGCGCCCUAGGCCGCGUGGCCGGCCUGGACCCGCGGCUGCAGAGGCUGGUCGACAGCCUGGCCGAGAGGAGGGCCUCGGCUCCGAGAGGCGCUUCUUCGCCCUCCCCUUCCUCCUCGCCCAUCCUGCGGGUGCUGCCCUCGGCCAGAGAGGGUCGAGGGUCAAGUCGGGCUUGGAAUGGGGAUGAGUCGGGGAUGGAUCCAGGACGCAGGCGCGUCUGGAAUGGAUAUGGAAUGCGGGCGGGUCUGGAUUCUUGCCUCGCGGGCCCACAAUGA
Messenger RNA from Prorocentrum cordatum, 934 nucleotides. Lineage: Eukaryota; Dinophyceae; Prorocentrales; Prorocentraceae. The record is from the annotation of a GenBank genome assembly.